AUGGACUUUGUACCUUUCCAAAAGCAAGCUGUGAGUGAGGUCGACGCAUCUCACUUGAAAAGGAUUUUUCCGUGCGUGUUGGAAAAAAGGACGAGCAAUCAACAACGCGACUGGAACGAGAUUUUGCUUGGCUGGCUCAUGGCUCGCUACAUGAUCUACACGAACAAUGAUAUUGACGCAACCUGUUCUGCCGCCAAGGAACAAACUUUCAUAGAAUCGCGUGAUAAUUCUGCUCGACUGUGCCUUCAGAAAUAA
Messenger RNA from Cylicocyclus nassatus, 255 nucleotides. NCBI's taxonomy places the organism in Eukaryota, Metazoa, Nematoda, Chromadorea, Rhabditida, Strongylidae. The record is from the annotation of a GenBank genome assembly.